AUGGAAGAAAGGAAGCGUGUUGCAGCCACAACGGCGCACCUGGAAAGGGAGGUGGGGGAGCUGAGGCAGAAGGUGAUGAGUAAGCCCUGGUGCACGAGGGCAAAGGCGAGGCUGGUGAAGUAUGAGGCCAAGCUCAAGGCAUGCGAUGAUGGGAGACGGCAAAAGCUGCAAGAGCAAGCGAGGAUCAAGGUGGAGAUGAACGGUGAAGCACCCUCUGGAUUCCUGUCGGCGAAGGUUAAAGCGAGAAAGGCGAAGACAAGGCUAGAGGCAGUGAACUUUCGGGGCCAGCAGUUUGUGGGUGUGAAGGAGGCCCUGAAAGCGGCAUCGAGCUUCUACGCGGACAUGUUUGACGACAAGUCGCGGCCGGGAGCUCUGCCGCCAAAUUUCAGAAUGGAUAGGCUGUUCUCACCGGAAGAUGCAGCCGCACUCAGUGCGACGUGGGAGGAGGACGAGGUUAAGCUAGCGCUUGUGGAAAUGGCGUCGGGCAAAACCCCGGGGAGGGAUGGGCUACCGAAGAAGCUCUGGGAGUCGCAGUAG
Closterium sp. Yama58-4 is the source of this 537-nucleotide messenger RNA. The record is from the annotation of a GenBank genome assembly. Lineage: Eukaryota; Viridiplantae; Streptophyta; Zygnematophyceae; Desmidiales; Closteriaceae.